This is a messenger RNA of Acanthosepion pharaonis, 555 nucleotides long. The record is from the annotation of a GenBank genome assembly. Lineage: Eukaryota; Metazoa; Mollusca; Cephalopoda; Sepiida; Sepiidae.
AUGGACGUUGCUGAAAUCACAAAUUCUUCCCUUUUUGUUUUGUUGUUUUUCUUUUUUUACGCUUUUUCCCUCUUUAUUUUUCUUUUCCUCAUUUUUUCUUUUUCCCAUUAUUUUUCCUUUUUUUUUUUCUUUUUCUCUGCACUUUUUUCUUCUACGGCCCUAUCCAAAAUCAGCAAGACCAAAUUUUCAGAAAAUGGCUUUAAACUUUCUUUUCCAUUUUUCUCUCUUUCUUUGUCUUUGCCUUCUCUUUCCCACUCUUUUCUUAUUCUUUUCUUUUCUCUUUCACUCUCAAACACUUUCUCCACCCCCCCUUCUCUUCUUUCUUUCUCGCUUUUUCUGACUCUCUCCUUUCGAUGGACCAAAGCUACCAUCGCCUACGCUUACCGCACUUCGACGCACAAGAUACGAACCAGAUAUUUGUUUCGCGCCAUUACUUGUCACGUGAUGCGACAAUUCAUGUCGACAAAAAAGGCUAUACACUUCCGCUUCAAUGGCCGACGUCUGCGGCUGCCAGUUUUUGCAGACAAAGUUAUUUCUCUUGUACCCCAAAAAUGA